This is a messenger RNA of Aegilops tauschii subsp. strangulata, 1886 nucleotides long. The record is from RefSeq and is a predicted model, not a curated record. Lineage: Eukaryota; Viridiplantae; Streptophyta; Magnoliopsida; Poales; Poaceae.
CAACAGGAAGGGAUGGAAACAACAACAUAUACCCUAUAGCAUUUGGAGUUGUUGACAAAGAGGACACAGACAGCUGGACCUGGUUCAUAACACAACUGAAAGAUGCACUUGGUGGAGAAAGUGGAAAGUUUGGGUAUUAUACUAUCAUUUCUGAUAGGCAGAAGGUAAACUUCUCUUCUCAUAUUUCUAUUGUACCAUUAAUUUUUCAUAUGCACAUUGCUUUGUGAACAAUUCAAAUGGACCAAUAUUUAGCUCUAGUUCAUAUUGUUUCAACAUGGCCUUUUAAAUGCAGUAAACCAUGUUUUUCCCAAUUGUCCACAAAGAUUCUGCCUUAGAUACAUUUAUCAGAAUUUCCAAACUGCUGGUUUUAGAGGUGAUGAGUUAAAGAAACACAUGGAUGCAGCUAGCUACUCUUAUACUAAGAAUGAACACCUAGCUGCAAUGAAUGAUUUGAAAAGAGAGUGUAAGGCAGCUUGGGCAUGGCUUAAUAAAGUACCAGUUCAUACAUGGGCUAGACAUGCAAUGGAUUUUACAUGCAAGACUGACCUAGUUGUGAACAACAUCAGUGAGGUGUUUAACAAAAUGACCCUAGAUGUUAGAGGGAAGCCAAUAAAGACCAUGCUGGAAGGAAUUAGGACUAAAUUGAUGGUCAAAUUUAACACCAAUAGAACUAAGACAGAGACAGCAAAUUGGGAGAUUUGCCCAACAUAUGCAGAGAUGUUAGAGGAGGCAAAGUACAACUCAAGGUGGUGCCAAUCUUUGAUGGCUGGUCCUAACAUUUACCAAGUUAGUGUAGUGGAGAUAACACCUACUCAGUGAACUUGCUGCACAGAACAUGUGGAUGUAGGAAAUGGGAUAUGACUGCUAUGCCUUGCAAUCAUGCAGUCUCUGCAAUUGUGAAAGCUAAGUUGCAACCUGAAGACUUUGUUGAUGAUUUAUUCAAGAAGGCAAUGUACAAAAAAGCAUAUGACCAUAUCAUAUUUCCUAUCCCUGGUCCAAAUAUGUGGCCAAGGACAAGAACUCAGGACAUAGAGCCUCUAGUUUUCAGAGACAAAGUUGGGAAGCAACAAACAAAGAGGAGGAAAAACCAAUUUGAGAAGCCAGCACCAAGAGAUACAUCUAGGAUGGCAUCCAUUACUUGUAGCAACUGCAAACUUGUAGGGCACAGAUACACUGUGUGCUCCAAGCCCUUGAAACCAGCUCUUGCUAUGAGACAAAACCAGCAUCAGCCAAACAGGUCACAUGCUUCUGCUUCAUCUACAGCUGCUGCACCAACAAGGAAGAGGCCAUCUCCAUGUACAGCAGAUGUUGGGACUGCUCCUCCCAGGAAGAAAGCUGCACCUGCUGCAACUACACCUACUGCUCCUCCAAGGAGGAGAGCUGCACCUGCUGCUACUGCACCUACUGCUCCUCCUAGGAGGUCUCCCAGGAAGAAUGCUACCCCAGCACCUACUGCUCCUCCAAGGAGGUCUCCCAGGAAGAAAACUACCCCAGCUGGUACAUCUUCUACAUCUGCUGCAGGCCAUAGGGGAACAUUUCAUGCUCCAAGAUAGACUGGAAGGAAGAGGACAGUUUCCUACAAGAUGAAAGAGUACCUAUAUGCUUCUGGUAACUAGAUGUUGCCUUUGUUGGCUGCUUGAAUUUGAUGCCCAUGUUGGUUGUUGAAUUUGAUGCCUUUGUUGGCUGUUAAACUAGAUGCCUUUGUUGGCUAUUCAAGUAGAUGCCUUUGUUGGCUGUUGAACUAGAUGCCUUUGUUGGUAGGUUUGAACCAGAUGUUGAACUAGAUGCCUUUGUUGGCUGCUUUGAACUAGAUGUUGAACUAGAUGCCUUUGUUGGCUGCUUUGAACCAUAUGUUGAACUAGAUGCCUUUUGAUGGUUGUUAAACU